Knipowitschia caucasica is the source of this 660-nucleotide messenger RNA. The record is from the annotation of a GenBank genome assembly. Lineage: Eukaryota; Metazoa; Chordata; Actinopteri; Gobiiformes; Gobiidae.
AUGUCCAACCCCGCUAACGCCUCGUCCACAGACAACACCACGGAGCUGAACGGCUCUUGGGUGGAGUUAGAGAUGCACAGAGCCUCGUCUGCCGCCCCUGACCCGCUCUCCUUGUCUGGGACCCCACUGCUGCCUCUGCCCCAGGUGGAGGAGGAGGAGGAGGAGGCCAUGGGAGGAGGCCUGGAGCACGUGCCGUCCUCCUCCUCCAUCCACAAGGGAGACAUGGAGAAGAUCCUGCUGGACGCACAGCACGAGUCCAGCCGCAGCAACUCCUCCUGCGACAGCCCGCCGCGGCCUCCCAGCCCGCAGGACGAGGGACAGAUCAUCUUUGACGUGGACGCCAGGAGAGACAGCCAGUCGGAAGCGGACAGCCUGGAGAAGGAGCGGGACAUGGACAUCCUGAUGAAGGAUGCAGACUGGGUGGCCGACUGGUCCAGCCGACCCGAAAACAUUCCCCCGAAGGAGUUCCACUUCCGUCACCCGCGCCGCUCCGUCACUCUGAGCAUGAGGAAAACUGGAGCCAUGAAGAAAGGCGGGAUCUUCUCCGCAGAGUUCCUUAAAGUCUUCAUCCCGUCUCUGGUGCUCUCACACAUCCUCGCCCUGGGCCUCGGUGUGUACAUCGGAAAGCGUCUGACCACGCCACCCACCAGCUCCUUCUGA